AUGAGGAGCGUCCCCACGAGGGCCGCGGCGCUCUGGGCGAACCCGACGCCGCGACCGCGGUCGUUGGGCUCCCCGCCUCCUCCUCCCUCGCUCUCUCCGGGUUUACCCGCUGGGCCCUUGGCGGCUGCUCGCCCGCGCCCCGCGGCCUCCGCCUCCUCUCUGUCUCCUCGUUCCGCGCCGUCUCUCCAGUCCUCCGCCGCCUCGUCUUCCGCUGCGUCUGCAUGCGCCUCUGAGGCGAACAGGUCUUCGGCGACCGCUCCGGGCACUUGUCGCCCGCGCGGCGCCUCACCUGUCGCUGGUGUCUCCGUUCCUCUCCCGCUUCCGUGCGCAGCGACUGCGUCGUCUCCGGUCGCUGCCGCCGGCUUGUCUCCGCCUACCUCGCUCGCGCUUGGGCGCGCGGGGGGGUCGCUCUUCUCGGCGCCGGUCGCGGCGCUCGCGGGCGGCUCGGGCUCCUUCGCGCGCGAGGCGCGUCGCUUCUACACGCCGCCGGCGAAGCGGACAUGGUCCAAGCAGCACAGCAAGAUCUACACGCGGCGGCCGCUGACGGAGCGCUACGCGCCGCACAAGCUCCAUCCCGAGCAGGAGUGGUGGCGGGAGCGCGCGCUGCAGCCGUCUUCCCUGUUCAUGGGGUUUCCAGACUUGCUUGCGCUGCCGCUGCGCGGUGGCUUCGCGUACAUCAGCGAAAUGGACGCGCCGACUCUCGCCAUCGUCCUCGCCAGUUUGGGCGUCGCGCCUGCGCCCUACAGCAUCUCUGAGCAGAAGGGACACGCGACUGUCUCCCGGCUGCCGCUGCCCUUCGCGGCGCCCGCGGCGUUCGCGCCGGUGAACUUGCCGCAACACCUGGAGAGUCUCCUGCAGAUGCUCGGGCGACAGGCUGCGGCGGUCGCGGUGAACGCCUCAGACACCGCGCUCGCCUACCUCUUCCGCGGCUGCGCCGAGGCAGGGAUCGCCGAGCGCAGCGUCGUGUGCACGCUCGUGGGGCGCGUGGAGACGCGCCUGCCGCGCAUCGGCCUCGCAGACUGCCUGGUGCUGCUGGAGGCCGUCCGUCCCGAGUUGCCAGCCGCGUACAGACCGCCGCGGCUCGUCGAGAAGCUCGUCCAGCACGUCGAGCUGCUGAUCCAGUUCCGCGGCGCCGAGAUCCCCGCCGAGGACCUCUGCGACGUCGCACACCUCCUCGUCUCCGCCGUGGGCGACUGCAGCCCCGCGCGCCUCCAGUUCCUCGCGCUGAGCCUCGUUCGCGGGAAGUCAAAGGAGGAGCUGCACGUCGCCGCGCCGCGCGCGCUCGCGCGCGCCAUGGCUGCCUUCGCCCGCGCCCGCGAUGCCCUCAACCUUCCGCUCCUUCCUGCAGCCGGCGGCGACGAGCCAGACGCCCAGCGAGGCGAGGGCGACGCUGGCGACGCUGGGGGGCGGCUGCCGCUGCGCGGCGCGCGACUGGCGAAGGCGCACGCGGAGCUGUUUUGCGCCUCGCCGCUGCUGCGGGCUUACGAGGCGAAUCCGCACGCGCCGGCGUCUGCGCUGCUGCAGCUCUCGCUGUUGGCGCCCGUUGUGCAGGCUCUACACCGCGCCGAGAAGGGCUGCGGGUCCCGGCGCGGGGGGCAGGACGCCCGCGGGCUCCUCCCCGCCGAGGGAGACAGCUUCGCGGCGGAGGGCGAAGGAGCCCAACGCGCGGGCAGGGGGAACGCACGCGCCGCCCAGCGGCCUGAGGCGCGCGCGCUCACAGAGGCGGCGGCGCUCGCCGCCGCCUCUGUGGCGGAGGAGGCCAGCCUGCUCAACCGGGAAAGCACGCUCCGCAGGGGGCUGCUCAGGUGCCUCGAGAGAGUCGACGACAACCGCGAGCAGCUGUCGCCCGACAGCAUCUGCAACGCGCUCUACGCCGCCGCUGUGGUGCGGACAGCCCCGAGCCGCGUCUUCUUCCCUGACCUUCUUAAGCGGCUUGCAGACCAGCUGGGGGCCUGCACCGUUGAGGAUCUCUCCCGCGCGCUCUUUGCGCUCGUGAGAGUGUCGUCUUCUUCUCUGCUGCCUCCUCGAUCUCGAGAUCUUUUGGCGCCUCUCCUGGGCCAAGUGCUCGAGGCAGUGAAGGCGUCGCUUCCGCAGGCCGACGUGGCGGCGCUCGCGCGGCUUCACCACGCGGCGGCGGCAGCCUCUAUUGCGUCGCUGGAGCUGAAGAAAGAGGAGCUGCUGAGCGUCGCCGAGGAGACCUGCCGCCUGCUGCAUGCGCGCCUGGAAGAGGCGGCGCCCUCGCAGCUCGUCGCUUUCGUUCGCCACCUGGAUCGGUUUUCCUCCCUGACGACUGCAGAAUUCCGCCGAGCGCUCAUUACGCAGUCCAUCGUGCGCAUGAAUUUCUUCAACGAAAGCCAGCUCGCUCGUCUCCUCGACGGUGUCACCCGCCUGGCCUCUUCGUCGCCCGACGACGAGCAAUUAGCUGCGUCUACGGAGGAGGUCCUGCGUCACAUCGAAGGCGCCGCGACGACUGCGGACGCGUACUUCUCUCCCGCGAGUUCGCUCCGAAUCCUCGUCUCCCUCGCCCGCCUGCGGCGGCAACGCACGCGCCUGACCGCGGCACACGAAGACUUGAUCCUUUCGCUGUGCGACGGCCUGACGGCGGCGGCGCUGCCUGGCGCGUCUGCUGAGGAGGCUGCGGGAGGGGCGGCGCCCGCCGCGCGCGAAAGCGCCAGAGAUCUCCACACAGACCGGGCGACGGAUUUCCUUUUCCUCGUUGAGGCGUCGCCCGCGCGAGCGCUGGGGGACGACGCGGCGGAGACGGAUUGCCUGCAGUCCCUGUCCGCGGAGUCGUACAUCCAACUCCUCCGCGCCCUCCGCGAGCUCGGCGUGGAAGGCGGAGUCGUCCUCACCCGAGUCGCGCACCUGCUGCACAUGAAACGGUACGACCUCACGGAAGCGCAGGAAGCGUCCGCCGCCGAAGUCUGUGCGUCGCUGGGACUGGACUUCGAAGCCGAAGAGAAGCGAAAGGCAUCUGCGGCGUGCUGA
Besnoitia besnoiti is the source of this 2988-nucleotide messenger RNA. RefSeq lists its product as uncharacterized. The record is from RefSeq and is a predicted model, not a curated record. The transcript is spliced from 9 exons. NCBI's taxonomy places the organism in Eukaryota, Apicomplexa, Conoidasida, Eucoccidiorida, Sarcocystidae. Bases 1 to 2988 code for a protein of 995 amino acids.